This is a messenger RNA of Aspergillus aculeatus ATCC 16872, 357 nucleotides long. RefSeq lists its product as uncharacterized. The record is from RefSeq and is a predicted model, not a curated record. NCBI's taxonomy places the organism in Eukaryota, Fungi, Ascomycota, Eurotiomycetes, Eurotiales, Aspergillaceae. The transcript is spliced from 2 exons. The coding region runs from base 1 to 357 and encodes 118 amino acids.
AUGCAGCUCAAGACCAUCUUCGGCGUGCUCGCCCUCGCCAGCCUGGGGCUGACCUCCCCGACCCCGGACGUCGAGGGUUUCGAGGAGCGGGACCUCGAAGAGCGCCAGCUCGGUGACAAGAAAGAUUACUGUUGCACCGGCAAGAUCGACACCAAGGACUGGGUGAUCAAUGUCUUGUGGUUCCAGAUCAAGGUUGCCGGGGUGGGAACCGGCUGCAGGCUACAAAAUCCCAGUGCAUGCUACUAUCCCAAGGUUAAGUGCAAGAGUAACUUCCCUCUUGAUCUGCUGCUAUUCUUCCUCGGCUGCCUUUUUCUUUCUCUCUUUGUCUGGCCCAUCCGUUCCUCUACCAUCCAUUGA